UCAGUUGAGAAUCGCGUGCGAAUGCCCGUAAUAUUUGUUGGCAUCGAUAUUCAGGCUGUUGCCUAGCGUGACAGUCGGCCACACUGGACCUCACAUAACAUAACCGAAAAAUGAACAAAUGUUUUAGGUGCCAGCCCCGGAUAUCGCUUUUCCAGUUCAGCCUACCGCGAUGCUAUGCCGCAGUGCAACCAGGAUGUCCACCGCCACAAGAAAAACCCGUCGUCGGUUUGCCACACAAGCCCGAUCCCAAGACGGUGAAGUGUGACUAUAUAGGACCGCCGGACGCGCAAUCAAACCUACGUCCGUACGUACGGCACUACGGCGAUGAAGAGACGCGGCUGGCAAGGAGCCUGCGCCUUAAGCGGAUCGAGGUGGAGGCAUGGAACACGGACUUCUGGACCAAACACAAUAAGCGCUUCUACGAGGAAAAGGAAGACUUCAUCCGCCUGCACAAGGAGAGCGGAACUAGCGAAGUGUCCGCGGACCAGAUGAGCCACUUCUACAAAGCGUUCCUCGACAAGAACUGGCGCAUCCACAUCAUGUACAACAUCUCCUGGUACCUGAAGAACUUCGACAUACUCACCCUGGCCGCCGCAGUCCAGCUCCAGAGGCUUCUGGCGCUGGCCAAGCGGAGAUCUUAGGUGCAAUAUCUGUCGUCCCCAUUUCGUAUUUCCCAGUUUGCCGUUUGCCAUAAGUUGGAAUAAAAGAUCACGUGCGUAAAAUGGUGGCAUAAAAUUUACUUAGCUACUAUUUAAGGGGAUGAAAAAUACACGUUGUUCGGAGUUAGUUAAUGUACUUAAAAGUAAUCGCAAACUAUUUAAAUAAAAUAAAAUAGAAGUAGGUGUUCAUA
Drosophila simulans is the source of this 850-nucleotide messenger RNA. It is a transcript of the gene Coa8, whose product is annotated as COA8 family protein CG14806, mitochondrial. The record is from RefSeq and is a predicted model, not a curated record. Lineage: Eukaryota; Metazoa; Arthropoda; Insecta; Diptera; Drosophilidae. The coding region runs from base 111 to 641 and encodes 176 amino acids. Gene Ontology annotation, biological process: intrinsic apoptotic signaling pathway. The transcript has 3 exons. Gene Ontology annotation, cellular component: mitochondrion.